Arachis duranensis is the source of this 910-nucleotide messenger RNA. RefSeq lists its product as uncharacterized. The transcript is spliced from 4 exons. Bases 1 to 603 code for a protein of 200 amino acids. Lineage: Eukaryota; Viridiplantae; Streptophyta; Magnoliopsida; Fabales; Fabaceae. The record is from RefSeq and is a predicted model, not a curated record.
AUGGCGCACCCAUGUCUGACCCGCGCAUCCUUCCGGGACAGCUGGCCACCACAGCUGUACAAGGAAGCUUCGAAGAAGGUGGGUUCUGCCCUCCUGGGACCCACACCUGACAUGGUAUAUAAGGGAAGGGUCCUAUCUUCCCCCAAGAAGCUCUCUCAUCUCUCAUAUCUCAUUGACCAAAGUUUUCUCCUUCUAUCAGCAUCAUCCGACAAGCUCGUCGUCGGUCUCCUCCGGUCUCCGAUCUGGCGUGCCUUCCUCGCCCUCGUCGUCACUGGCGGCAGUAGCAGCAGCUCCCCGACCUGGACGUCGUCGCCGCUCCGUCUCUUGUCGCUGCCUCGCAAUCAGUUUCAUGCCGUCAUUGCGCCCGUCGACGUCGAGACAGAAGCAGCAGGUCCCCGACUUCCUCCUCGCCUUCAACAACUCCUCGGCCUCCUUCGCACAACCUGGUCCCAAUCCGUAGAUCGAGUAGGUGCUCUUCUCUUGGAAGCUUUUAAUGCAGCAAUUGUCAAUGGUGGGAGGAAAGGAGGAAUAAUCAUUCAAAGAUUUCAUGAAGCAAUAAAUUUUUCUCCUGAUCCAAUGUUGUACAACAAGGACAAUAUCUGAAGUUCAAUGGGAUGCAGUAGUACAUUGAGGUUGAUAUAUGAUGGGGACUACUAGACUGUGUAUCAAAGAAAAAUCAGUAGCAAUUUAAUGUUUGGUUGUACUCCAUGAGAAUUUUUUAUUUCUUGAAUCAUUGUUUGAGCAUUUUAGGCAAUUUAAUACCUUCUGAAAUAGGUGCAGUAACAGAUUGUUAAACUGAUUUAUUUUCUUUUUUACUUUCCAAUUGUCAUGACAGGUUUAUUGUCUUAGUUGGCUAUGAAUAUUUCAAUAACAGAUUAAAUAUGUGGUUUAUUUACUGGGUGAAACAGAA